Pecten maximus is the source of this 3771-nucleotide messenger RNA. RefSeq names its product bombesin receptor subtype-3-like. The transcript has a single exon. Gene Ontology annotation, biological process: neuropeptide signaling pathway. Bases 149 to 1405 code for a protein of 418 amino acids. Lineage: Eukaryota; Metazoa; Mollusca; Bivalvia; Pectinida; Pectinidae. Gene Ontology annotation, cellular component: membrane. The record is from RefSeq and is a predicted model, not a curated record. Gene Ontology annotation, molecular function: G protein-coupled peptide receptor activity.
GGUGUUAAAUGGUACGCAACAAAACAAGAUUUCUGGACACCAGGAAGUGAUGUUCUAAACACAAUUAUCUUUUUUACUCAAUGAUCAGGAAGGAGAUAUAUAUCUAACGGGUUCCCAUUGAAUAGACAUUUUAAAGUGGGGUUUUAAGAUGGAUGUUAACUCAAGUGCCUCAGUUAUGGCGGACAGACUUGAUGAGUGGAAUGACGCGCUAUCCCAUAAUAUCAUUCCUGUUUCCGUCAUUCUGAUGGUAUACCUGGUCAUAGGGAUCAUUGGGAACUCCAUCGUCAUUUAUAUACAUACUGUCCGGCUUCAGAAAAGCUGGAAGGAAAGAUUUUUCAUACCAGUUUUGGCUUUUGUUGACUUGAUAUCGUGUGUCGUAAGUACUUCGUUUAGUUUCUCAAUAAACAUGCUUCCUGUGAAAUACAGCAACGACAGCGCGUGCAAAGUAAUGUUUUUCCUCAACAUGACGUGUACAUUAAUGUCAGCGAUGAUGCUUGUCGUCAUAGCCAUCAAUAGAUACAGAAAAAUAUGUAAACCGUUCAGCAAGCAAAUGAACAUCUUCUGGAAGAAAAUCGCCAUUGCUUGUAUCAUUGGGGUCUCUUUGGUCAUAUCCUGGCCUUGUUUCUUCUUCUACGGCUCCAGAGAGAUUUACAAUGACUACAGCCACACACGAGGAUAUCGAUGUACAAGUAUCCGAGGCCCGUGGUCAACAGUCCAACCGCUUAUAUUCAAGGCAGCAGUGAUGCUCCUGAUUUUCACCAUACUCGUGUCGCUUGUUGUAUUUUACAUAUUGAUAGGAAGGGUUGUGGUUAAGCAGAUGCUCUUCAACAAAAAGAGGAGCUCCGAUUCCAGUACUUCCGACGCCAUGUCAGGUAAACGUCAGUUGAAACGGAAUUCAAAUUUCGUGAGCUCGUCAGAUAUCACCGACAUAACAGUCACAAACAGUACAUCUGUAAUUGACAAUAAGAACCAUGUGGAUCCUGAUAUCAUAUCACCAAGGGAAAAAAUUGGCAACCCAAGAACGACGAACUCUGAUUGCAAUGAAAAUGCACUUAUUCUUGAAUCGAACUACGAACCAUCUUUGACAUCUAAAAAUGCACUCAAGAUGGAUCAAAUAACAACAAGAAAAGCAUGUCCCGCAAGGACAUCAGGAAUACGUCUCUCACAGAUCUUCAUACUGAUAACGCUUGUGUUUAUCAUUUGUUCUGUGCCAAAGCUCGGAAUGAUGAUUUACGAAUCUCAGAACGAGAAAUUUUGGAUCGAGCUUUCGCCCUCUGAGCUAUCGGGCUACAGGUUCAUUUACACUUCCUUUAUCAUCAACAGCAUCAUCAAUCCCUUCAUCUACGGUUUCUUCGACCGCCGAUUCCGUAAAGAAGCGUAUUACUUGUGUCGGUGUUUCAAAUAAUUGGCAAUUCUUAGCGGAUAGCGUCAAGAUUUACUUUGGAACGUAGAAAUGUAAUGUAUAUUUCCCCUGUUGACAACAGGAAGUAAACUCAACAUAGUUUUGAUCCAAACGCCCUGUAUUUAUUUGGACGUUCAGUACCGUCUCUUUACCAUAACUCUCUAAUAACAAUCUGGCGGAUUAUAUCAUGUAUUGUGAAAAUACAAAGUUGAUCCUUACACAGGAAUGUUGUUAGUGCCAUGACAAUUUGACGUUUGUGCUCAGAAAUUGCUUAUGUGCAUUCACGGGAGAAGCUACCCUACAACAAUACUGUUCACUUUCUUCAGAGGUCAUUAAAUCUGCUGGUAAAAUGAUAAUAGGGUGUGCCUCGUCUCGACUGCAUUUUACCACACCAAAUGUAUGUAAAUGUCGGUGUUUACACAUGGUGAUUAGGCUUGAUGAUUAGGUUAAAAAAUACCCGAGACAAAUGUAAACAGAAGUACCAAUCAAAAUACACCAUCGCUUGAAAAAUGAAUUCAAAGAAACAACAUUUAUAAGUGAACUAUAGUGCCUAUAUCUAAGUUAAUAGUAACACGUAAUUCUAGUAGUCAUAGAAAUAAAAAUCAUACUUGGACAAAAAAAUAUCUUGUUCUAAGCAGACGCGAAAUAGGAUUACCUAGUCCGCGACCUAUAUUGGCAUAAUGGAUCUAGAUGCGGUUCUGAUUAAUUCGGAAUUAUUUACAUCAUCCGGACUGAACCGGGACAUAAUACUGGGAAUAUUGAGGCUUUUACUAAAACGCCGGGGCUACCAAGUGUACACAUAAGCAGUACGUAUCUACACUUGUAGUGAAGAAAGUUUACAUUGGGGUGACUACCGAUCUGAUUUGGUGCGCGCCAGAGUCUUAAGUAAUAAUACUUAAUACAAUGUUUAUACACUUCAAUACAGGAACAACACAUACACAAUCCUUAGAUAUAACCAGCCUUAUCCUGUAUCAUGUUUCUAACAAAAUUGAUAAUAUCCCUGAGACGAAUUUCCUUAUUAACAAGACAUACAUUGAAAAAUAAUGUCCCUGGGGUUAGUUAGCAUGCGGGAUAAAAUCUUUGCGUCAUAUUUGAAAUUACUUCCCAUUGCUUUAUUAUUCAUCUCUUUCGACAUUCGUGAAAUUUUAGUAGCACAUUGAUGUGUUAACACCGUUUGUGUUCAGAGCCAAGCGAGGUUAGUAACACACUGUCACGUCAUGUCUCCGCGGUAAGCAAACACAAUAAUGAUUAUCAUAUUUUUCACAAAAUGUGUUUAAAAUCCUUUAUUUUUUUUUACUAUUUUUUUUUUUUUUUUUUUUUGCUGUUUUCUAUGGUCCCAGUAUACUGAAAACAGGAAAAGGCAUGUGCUAUACAGGUUUUCCUUCAUUUCGUUGCAUUUCCCCUUAUGAACGUCCAUUGGGUUCCAGGAAAAUAAGGAAAGUAAAAUCCUUCGCGAGUAUUUUUACGGAAAUAGCACCUGUGGAUGGCGGCCACGUUAUCGGUUACCUGUAUAGGAGUCUUCCGGAGCCAAUGCCUCAAGUACAUGUAGUUUAUCAUUCUAGAAUUUAAAGUCAUUUCUAGAUCAGUGUAUUUAAAUUCGUGUAUUCGCAAAUAUGCCUGAAGAGUAAAUAGCGCGAAAUAAAGUGUUCGCAAAAUCUAAAUGAUUUACAGUAAUUGAUUAGUUAUCUUUCACUUUUUUUGGUAAAUUGAUAUACACGUCUAAACAGAGUUUUGCUAUUACCCUAUUUGCUUCAAUAUACAAUAUGUUACUCUGUUAUAAGCAUUACAACUCUUUUCGAAUUUGGAAUGCUAUUUUAUGUUAUAAAUUAGAUUUUGAAGGUUCAAUUAAACAUACACAUCACAUAUGUACCGUAGCAUAAGAGUCCAUUUCUUUUAUGAUUUUUCUGUGGAUAGUUGAUGGAUUUCAUGUUAUAUUUGCUGUUGUGUGGUGUAGGUCUCUAGUUAUUUUUUGUAUUAUACACUAUCCAUGACUAUAUGACAGCAAGUUAAAAUUAGAUGCAGACGGUCAGUUUUGUACAAAGUUACGGUCAAUACCACAUCUGGAACCCUUAUGUCAGGUUUCAACAUAAGCAAAUCAUAAAUGAUCGUCCAUCUAGAAAAGUGGAUGAGAUCAACUAAAUCAAUUCCUACUUGUACCUUUUGUAAAGAAGAAGUUGAAACACCUUAACAUAUGUUUUAUGAUUGUGAAGACGUUGAGAGGCUGUAGAUAUUACUUGAAAAUUGGAUAUUUGAAAAAAAACUCUAUAUAUUCAAAUCUGUCAAAAAAAACAAAUAUUCUUUGGAAAAAUAGGUAAACAAUAUGGCAUAUAUAACCUUAUUAUACUCACUGUUUAACAAUAUAUCUAUAA